Messenger RNA from Ostrea edulis (European flat oyster), 2735 nucleotides. Its product is annotated as E3 ubiquitin-protein ligase Midline-1-like. The record is from RefSeq and is a predicted model, not a curated record. The transcript is spliced from 2 exons. The coding region runs from base 123 to 1781 and encodes 552 amino acids. Gene Ontology annotation, molecular function: protein binding; ubiquitin-protein transferase activity; zinc ion binding. Gene Ontology annotation, biological process: positive regulation of DNA-templated transcription. Gene Ontology annotation, cellular component: nucleoplasm; chromatin. NCBI's taxonomy places the organism in Eukaryota, Metazoa, Mollusca, Bivalvia, Ostreida, Ostreidae.
GUAUAUAGGGUCGAUCUCGUCACGUACAGGUAUUUAAAACACGGGACAACACUGAAGGUCGAAAGAACAGGGAAGCCAUGUUAGAUUUACAGUGAACUACUCAUGUGACCCAGACACCAGACAUGCUGCACCCCCGGCGCAGUGCCCAGGACGUCCUACUGUGCGAUUCCUGUGAAACUGCCCCCCCACAGAGUCACUGUGAACGUUGUAAUAUAAAUCUCUGUACUAACUGUGUAGGAAAACAUCUCUUGGAUUCGUCUAGAAAACACCGAGUCAUACCGUUCAUAGAGAAAAGUUCUACUCCCAACAACCUAAAAUGUCCCAGUCACCCCGACAAACAAUGUGAACUUCACUGUGAGAAAUGCGACCUUCCCGUCUGUUCUACCUGCGCCUUAUUUGGUAAACAUAAAGGUCACGAUAUAUCAGAUAUUCAGAAAAAACUCAGCGCUAAAACACAACGUUUACGAAAAGAUUUGGAAGAACUCGAGACCAAAAUUUAUCCCCGAUAUAAAGAAAUUGUCUCCGAUGUCCAAACUGAGAAAACCGAGUUAAAAACGAAGUACGGGAAACUGACCACAGCUGCCGACCAACAAGGAGAAAUCUUACACCGGGAGAUUACCGCCAUUGUCAACCAACGGAAAUCCGACAUUGCGGAGAUGAAAACUAAACAUCUGGCUGCCUUAGAUAAAAACACAGAUGAAAUCACACACAGUAUUACUGAACUCAAACAAAUCAUUCUAAACCUGAAGGCAAUAUUGGAAUCCAAUGACGUCUCCCUAAUCUCUACCUACAAAUCUAGGAAUGCCGAGUUCAGGAGAGUACCCCCAAAAGUCCAAGCUACAUUACCAAGUUUGUCAGCUCAGAAAAUAAACACAGAACAGCUCCAUGAAAUGUUUGGUUCUCUGCCGCCAUUAUCCAUUAACACAGAAGAACAAGGCUACACAAUGAAGUCAGCAGAAGCUGUAUCGUCUCCUCCAGUCAAACCACUGCUUGAUGAACCGCGCGUCACCGCCACCAUAGACACUGGGUAUAGCGGACUAUACAGUGUUAGCUGUGUCAGUGAAGAACAAGUCUGGACACGCGGGAGUAACGAAAUCAUGAAACUCCUCAACCUCCGGGGUAAACUACUGACAUCAAUAAAAACCAAGUCAGGGAAAGUACCAGAGGACAUAGCAGUGACACGGGCCGGAGAUCUUGUUUAUACUGACUAUAGUGAUAACACUAUAAACCUGGUCAAGAAUAAAAAGAUACAAACCGUGAUCACACUACAGGGGUGGAGACCUCUCGGUGUCUGCCGUACCGCCUCUGAUGAUCUCCUGGUUACCAUGAACAGUGAUGAUAAAACACAAUCCAAAGUCGUGCGUUACUCCGGCUCUACAGAGAAACAAAGCAUUCAGUUUGAUGAUCAAGGUCGUCCUCUCUAUUCAUCUGCUCGUCGCAUCAGUGAGAACAGGAACCUGGAUAUCUGUGUGGCUGACUGGGGAGUUAAUGCAGUAGUGGUGGUCAAUCAGUCAGGAAAACUCCGAUUUAAAUACACUGGUCAUCCCUCUAAUACCGAGCAAUCAUUUGAUCCAGCCGGCAUCACUACAGACAGCCAGAGUCACAUCCUGACAGCAGACUGUCUCAAUCACCGUAUCCACAUCCUAGAUCAGGACGGACAGUUCCUCCGUUACAUUCACUGUGAUUUAGAGUAUUCAUGGGGUUUAUGUGUGGACAUCAGAGACAACCUCUUUGUGGCUGAGUUUGACACUGCUAAAGUGAAGAAAAUCCAAUAUCUAUAAACACAGUGUUAAUUACACAUCUCUACACAGUGUUAAUUACACAUCUCUACACAGUGUUAAUUACACAUCUCAACAGUGUUAAUUACAGAUCCAAACACGGUGUUAAUUACAGAUCUAAGCACGGUGUUAAUUACAGAUAUAAACACCAUGUUAAUUACCUAGCUAUUUAAACCUACAGGUACAUGUACUUAAAGUAGCUAUUUCUACUUACUUUUACCUGUUUUUGAAAAUAUAAAUAAAUAAUGAUUAAGGAGUAUCUUUUAAACAGGUCAGUCGUUUUAUGUAGCAUGUUGUGCAUGUGCACGGCAAAAUUCGGAGUGUAAAUUUGAAUAUUUUAUGAGGGUGGAGAAUGCAGAGGAAAUGCAUGAAAAUUCGCCCCAAAAACCUUUAAUGUAAAAAUGCAUAAAGGUAGACUUUAAAAUUAAUACAGAUUUGUAAGACAUUUUACGCUUUUUAUCACGUAGCUUUGAUCCUAAGCUCAUAAAAAAUGGAACUGGGUGUUGUUAUUGAUGCAAAUUUGAAAGGUUAGAAAGUAAAAAAAAUUUGUCCAAUAUUUUUGUGGUAUUCAUCGUCAGUGUAAGUGAAUCAAGAUAUUUGGUACACGCCUUAUUGCGCCGUUCCUGCGUUUGACCACGAAAUGCAAGUAAAGGAAAAAGUAGGUAAAAAUACCUACCUGGAGUAGGUUUAAAUACCGACGUAGCUAUAAGUAGCUACAUAGGUAGAAAUAGUCUUUGGACUGGACCUUUUUAAAACUGUAAGUAAUUACAACUAUGUGAUGCUUACAAAAGUGUGUAUGCUGUGUAAUUAACAUGUGUAUUGAUAAAGUUAUAUUUAUCUUAGGCCUAUAUUGAACAUUAUUCUGUUUGUCAAGUUUUAAACUACAGUGUAUAUCUUUUGAUAUUUGUAUUAUGUUUCAAUGUAUAUAUUAUAGAUAAACAUUCAUAGAAUACCAUC